UUGGAGAAGCCAAAUAAAAUUAUAAAAAGAGUUUCUCCAAUGGCGUCAAUAAUAUCAAUAACUACUACACUAGCUUAUCUUCUUCUUCUUCUCCCACUAUUAUUCUUGGUUUCCACCGCCUAUGCUGCUGAGAAUUCAUCCGCUGAUGGAGAUGUUUUUCUUCCAUCAGCUGUGAAAGAGCCUUUAGCCGCUCCUGCCCAGAAACCAGAUUUGGAGAUGGAUCCUUUAGCCUCCAAGUGGGAAAUUGUAACUCAAAACGUGGGUGUUUCCGCCAUGCACAUGCAGUUGAUGAUAAACAACAAGGUUGUCUGGUUUGACACCACUAAUCUUGGUCCCUCCGCACUUAUGCAAAAUCCUAGGUGGUGCAGAAAAGAUCUCAAGGGACUUGAUGACUGCUGGGCUCAUGGCGUUACCUAUGAUCCCUACACCGCUAAAGUUGUCAAAACACUCGGGCUGACCCUGAAUCCAUGGUGCUCAUCGGGAGGGCUGUCGAGCACCGGAAAAUUGAUAAACACGGGAGGCUACGACAAUGGUAUUCGAGGAAUUAGAAUCGUGGAUCCCUGCGAUACCUGCGAUUUCAGGGAAAAUAUUGGACUUGCUUCAAACAGAUGGUAUGCUUCUCAACAAAUGUUGGAAAAUGGUGAUAUUAUCGUGGUGGGAGGGAGAAGAUCUCCCAACUAUGAAUUUAUCGUGCCAGAUCAGCUUAAAUUCCCAAACAAACAAUUUCCACUUCGGCUGCUCGUGGAAACCACCGACGGCCAUCUGGAGAAUAAUUUGUAUCCAUUUGUGUACCUUCUCCCCGACGGCAACGUCUUCCUCUUCGCCAACGAUCGCUCCAUUAUUUUCAACCCUAGAACCGGACGGACCAUUCGGGAGCUCCCCAAGCUACCAGGGGGAUCUCGGAACUACCCGGCGUCGGGGCAAUCGGCGCUUCUUCCUCUCAAGCUAACGCCGAAUACCAAAGCCAAUGAUUUUGUGAAGGCGGAGGUUAUUGUUUGCGGCGGCAAUACACACGAAGCCUUCAAGGUCACGGAGAGACCACCGAGACAAUUCCCGCCGGCGUUGAAGGAUUGCGGCAGGAUUGUUGCGAAUCAAGUAGGGGCACAGUGGGAAAUUGACGAGAUGCCGUCGAGGAGGGUUAUGGGAGAUAUGUUGAUUCUCCCCAACGGGGAUCUCCUCCUUCUUAAUGGCGCACAAACAGGGACCGCGGCGUGGGAUGCGGCUGAGGAGCCGAAUUUCACGCCGGUGCUUUAUAGCCCUAAUAAACCGAAAGGGAGUAGGUUUACUCAGUUGAAGCUUACAAGAAUCGCCAGAAUGUACCAUUCAUCUUCUGGGGUUAUGCCCGAUGGUAAGAUCUUAGUCGCCGGAAGUAACACCCACGCUACCUACGAUUUCAAAGCCAAAUACCCAACCGACAUGCGUGUCCAGAAAUUCUCCCCACCCUACUUAGCUCCCGCACUGCAAAAGUUCCGCCCGGAGAUUGUGGACAUUACCCCAAAGCAAUUGGUUUAUGGACAGAAUUUCAAGAUUAAUAUCAGGCUAGAUGUUCCUGCGGACAUAUCCGGUAUUAAGGUUACCAUGUAUCCGCCGCCUUUCACCACUCACGGAUUCUCUCAGGGUCAAAGGAUGCUCAUUUUGGGACUCACCUCUGUGGCCAACAAAACCAUCUCUGCGGUGGCGCCGCCCUCUGGCAAGCUCGCACCACCAGGCUACUACUUGAUCUUUGUUGUGCAUCGUGGCGUACCUAGCAAGGGAAUGUGGGUGCAUAUUAAAUAGAAUAGAAUAGAAUAUGCCCGCACAGGUUGGGCUCGCUUGUUCAAUAGGCAGUAUUUGAGUGCAUUUAGCCCUAUACUGUUAUCUACAUCCUCUCACAUGCUUUAUAGUGGUGUCAUUAGGAGCUUUCCUUAGGGUUGAUCGAGAAUUCAACCUUUUUGGGAGAAGUAUAGAAUAGAAGAUUGGCAUUGAAUUUUUUUUUUUUUUACCUCAAUACUUCUGUAAUCUUGUACAGAGUACCAUGUAAUAAUAUAUAGAGAACCAACACUUUUUCGUUAA
This is a messenger RNA of Ipomoea triloba (trilobed morning glory), 2052 nucleotides long. RefSeq names its product aldehyde oxidase GLOX1-like. The coding region runs from base 40 to 1776 and encodes 578 amino acids. Lineage: Eukaryota; Viridiplantae; Streptophyta; Magnoliopsida; Solanales; Convolvulaceae. The transcript has 3 exons. The record is from RefSeq and is a predicted model, not a curated record.